Messenger RNA from Neurospora tetraspora, 4575 nucleotides. RefSeq lists its product as uncharacterized. The record is from RefSeq and is a predicted model, not a curated record. The transcript has a single exon. The coding region runs from base 427 to 4308 and encodes 1293 amino acids. Lineage: Eukaryota; Fungi; Ascomycota; Sordariomycetes; Sordariales; Sordariaceae.
CGCGAACACCACACGAGGUAAAGAAAAAGGAAAGUUGACGCGAUCCGCUAACAUAACCCUGACGCUGCUUGCAAGUCGCCAAGGUACCGUAACCCGAAUCUGAUCUCUGCUUCAAUCCAAUUGCACCAUCCAGACCAAAGAAAAAGCAACGAAUACGGACGACAGCAAACUGCUUCAACCACGUCUUUUCUUUUUUGUAACCCAAUCAAUCUGUUUGUACCAAGCUGCUAUCGACACCCUCCAAGAGCCAGACUGUCCUCGACAUCUCGACCGGCGAUGCGCUCACUCUGCGCUCAGGACGACGAACCGGAAUGAAUGCCAUCGGCGCUUGUUAGCGACUGUUGGAUGACUGCCGUACCUCGAUCGAUGUAACAAUAACAACCUGUCGACUAACAGUAACCAACGAGCCGUUUGAACUUUGACAACAUGAAGCGCCGUUCGCACCUUGUCCACGGCUGGCUUACCGAAGCCUUUCCCGACGAGCCUGUCUACUCCGAAGCCCUCCACACGUCCGAAGACGUCUUAUACUCCGGUUCCGAAGAUGAAGCCUACAAUUCCCCGACCGAGCGACGAGAGCGAUACGAGGACAAGGGCCAGCGCUUUCUCCAGGGAAAGCCACUCAUGCUGCUAUCUGCGUCACUGAGAGGUCCCUUUACCAAGGAGAGCGGCUGGUCAAACCCAUGGCGAUCAAAUACUAGUAGAAAAAGUCAGGCUGUUCAGUCUACUCCAGCUUGCGUCCAAGAGGAAUCGGUCAUCAUAGCAGCGACACCAACGAUUUUAGAAUCAUACGUCCACGAUGCAGCCAGUCCGAGGCCCAAUACUCCCGCUACAUCCCACCGAUAUCUAGACGACGAAAUCCUGCACGAGAUCAAGACAUGGCAAGACACGGUCGCAAAUCAAUCAAGACUGGAGGACCCGUUUGAUGAGAACACCUACGAGCCGAGCUCACCCGAUACUUUGAAAAGCCUACAAGUCGAGAUUACACCUAGAACGCAUGGGUCCCGGUCCAUCAUCGUGUCUUCGUCUAUCGUCGCAGACGAGAUUGUUGAGGAUGAUCCACUGGAGCAUAGCCACGAGGACAAUGUUGAGCAGCAUCAAGAGGUCAACCUAGAAUACGACGCAGAGGAGGAAGCAGGGUUCAUCAGCGUCGACGAAGAGGACGAUUCAUCCCUCACCGAUCUGGAUGAAGAGCAAAUUGAAGAGCUAAGCGAGGAGCAGGAAGUGGAGGAUGACGAAGAGGGUGAUGGCGAGGAUGAUAACACUGGAGAGGACUUGGGAGACAAAAACCAAGAACAAAGCAACGAGAACCAACAGGCAUCAGAAAUCCUCCCUGCUCAGGCCACAUCAGACUACGACAGCCCUACAAAACGCCCGGUAACAGCACAACCUCUUCUCCAGUCCCAUGGCAAACUAGACCUUCGACCUAGGCAAGAAUUGGGGUUUAUUCCUGUCGAUACCAUCGACUUGUCACCCGCUGCCGUCAAGAUAUAUGAACAAUCGCUCCGGGGAAGUACCUGUUACAGCCCCUCUUGGCGGGCGCAAGAGAAGAGGAAACAGGGCAAUCUUCUACCGGGACUUGUUGGUGCGACUCUACCGGGCGACAAUGGCCCCCAGAGCCCCUCAAGUCGGUUAGGCCGCAGCUUGCAUGCGCCGACCUCUGACUCUACCUCGCAUUACCAAAGAAGGGCAAAUGAAAAUGGAUCGGUCACCCUCGAGCAUCAAACAAUCGAACCCGAGCACAUGUUGGUAGACAAUCAGCCGUCCGAGCCUGAUGAGACAAAGAAAUCCACCAACGAGCCGUCUGAUGUGCCAGAACAUCACCAACAGAUCACCGUGGCACAGCCAGAAAUCCCUCAGCCCGUUACUUCCGCGACCGACCUCCCUCAACCAAAUGCUGCUGUCACCCACACUGCUCCUGAGAUGACCGAAGGAGAACAAAAGAGUCAUACUACCGACCCAACAUCGCCCUCGUCAUCCGAGAUAUCGAGUCCUGCUACGUCUUUCGAGGAAGAAGAGGAGGAGCCGAUCGAAGAGCCCGUUGAAAACGUGAGGAAACUUCUCUGGCCCAAAUCCCAACGACAAGCGAGUACCCAAGAAUCAACGUCCGAUAUGGCUCUUGGUAUAGCGUCAGCAACGGCGGGGCGUUCGCAAAACGGAUCUGUCUCCGAAUCAGUAGAAGAUCAUGGAGGACAAGGAAGUCUAGAAUACUUCACAAUCAAUCAGCACCCCGAAAAUGACAGAGAGCCAACAAAGGUCGCGCACAAUGUUCUUAAUUCGCAAUCACCCAGUCGCUUAUUACAAUCACAACCACAUUCGGUACCGGAGGCUACAGUAUCCGAAGAGAGCAUCUACGAUGACACGAUCAAUCAAGUGCGGCUCGAAUGGCCAACUGAGGCUAGCAGCCUCCCUCGCCCAUCUCAAGUCCAGACCCAGAACUCAUUACCCCUGGCGAGCAUAGAAGAACCCUCGAUAACGGAACGUGACACACCAGCGCAGCACAAUACACCUGAACAAUCAAAGAGAAGUGUCAACGUCAUGGACCUUCGGCAUAUAACAAAUCCGACUUCCCGCAACGCAACACCCCUUCGUCCAUCUCCUGGUUUACAGAAACCCUUUACGAAACCCCUAAAGAUACCGGUCCUCGUACAACCACGCUCAUCCACUACUCCUGAGGCGCCAGUGAACCCGGAGCCAAACCGGACACAACUCUCAGUCAUCGCCAGCCAAGCCCUCGCUCAAGCCUUCCAACCAGUCAUCCAACAAAGCCCUUGGGCAAAGGGCGACUCGCAAAUAACGGCCCUCGCUGCUCCAGCACCGGAACCUCGAUUCUUCAACCCUGUCUCAUCACCACUAUCCUCUCCCGCCUCCAGCUCUUGCUUCGUGGACAUGGAGGAUUCCGUCCUACCAGUAUUGUCAAAUCCUCCUGUUCCUGGUAACAACGCUCAGACAGAGGUGGCAGAGAUACCCAUGGCCCAAGUCCAAACACCUCAACUUCAACCUCCCCAUCCGCCUUCCACCCCAGAAACCAAGCGAUCGAGUCUCCCUACUCCAGAGUUCACGAUGUCUAUCAAGUCCUUCAAACACUUUAUGACACCAUCGCCAAAGAGGCCGGCAAAACGUCCGCGGUUGUCACUAGGAGACGGUCGUUUACCAGACACUCAAGCUUUGGAGGAAGCGGUGGUUACGAACCCGUGGGAUUCCAGUCGUGUUGAGGCCACCAUGCCCGAAACUGCAAUGCCGUCAGCUCCUAGCAGGAAGAACAAACGUGUAUCGUGGGCUCCGCUGCCGGGAGAAGCUGAAUACGUGGACCCUGAGAUACCAAUGGACAUGGAUGUGGAUAUGGAGGAUCCUGUCCAACUCUCCUCGGUUAACAGGAUGAAGAAUUACCCACAGCGGAGAUCUAUCCUCUCUACGUCAGCGUCAAUAUCCAACUACAGAGGCAUACCAGGACGAGCAGCAUCCCCGCCACCGAGCAUAUAUGUGCCAAGUAUCGACUCGUUACCAAAGGAAAGCCAGAAGUUCGGGAAGCACUUUGCUGCUGUUUCUGGUCGCAGACGACUUGCGCCUAGGCCUGUGACUGCUACACCUGCUGCUGCUGCCGGGUAUAGGGAUGAUGGGAGGGAGAGCCCAAUGCUUCGAGAUGUUAGUGGCAAUGCUCGAAGCACGGGGACCUCCCGACUAGCUAAACGUCUCCUACCAAGCGAAUCGCAGCAAACGUGUGGUAGCCCGGCUGUGGAUGGUAUGGCCAACGCUUUUGUUCAGGCCGAUCGGCAGGUUGAGAAUGUCAACUUCAACGGUCGGCAGCAGGGAGUGCAGGAUGGAACCUUCUCAGCAGCUCCUUUGACUAGCAACAGGGGAAUUUGGCAAGAUUCGACGACAGACCGGACAGGCCCCCCAGUACCAGAACAACAGCAGAAAACCGAUGACGGUUUCCGCCUCCCCAAGCUCCCGGGCUUUGACUCCCAACCUCCUAUCGAAGAAACGGACGAAGUUAGUGAGGUCAUGGAUAACCUGGAUGACUUUAUUGAUAGUUGGGAUAUCGAUGAUGAGCUGGCGCAGGCGAGGGGUGAGAAGGGCAAGAAGAGGGCACAAUCCUCGACACUUGGUCAGGGGCUCAGUUCUGGACUUGGAAGUGGGCGGAAUCUUUGGGACUCGCCCAGUUCUGGGACACACAGUACGCUAAAGCGGAAACGCACUGGUGAUGACGAGGAAGAGGGGAAUGGGAUGGUAGAGAGCCAGGAAGGCAGAGGGGGUCGAGGUGAAGGAGGCGGGGUAUAUGACCCAGGCGUUUGGGACCGGAUUGUUUAGUCGCCAAUCCGCUGGGAAUAGCAUAAAGAGACAACCAGCAUGGCGGACGGAAUCAUUGUGUGGUGUUCAAGGGACAACCUUCUCAUAAUGAUGGUUAUCAAGCGUUGGCUUCCACUUUGCAUGGGAUACGGUACGGUACGGAACAUGGGGCAUUUUUGGUUAGGCUGGAUAGAGCAUGGAAGGGAAAUGCCUUACAGGAAAAGACUAUAGUAUAUAUGCUAAUCGACUAUUCAAAACUCGCUCGUACCUCUCUCCGUUAUAAUCGUU